Spirometra erinaceieuropaei is the source of this 486-nucleotide messenger RNA. The record is from the annotation of a GenBank genome assembly. Lineage: Eukaryota; Metazoa; Platyhelminthes; Cestoda; Diphyllobothriidea; Diphyllobothriidae.
AUGUGGACCGGCGUAUGCCUUAAAUCUAGCCUCCUCUUCCCCGCCCCAGUCUCCUCCUCCUCCUUCUCCUGCCCCUCCUCCCCCGCUUCCGUGUCACAGGCAAAUGUGACGGCCACUUCCCCAUGUCGGCACUUCCUGGGACGUUCUCUGCGCUUGCGCCUCAUCUUCUCGGUCCUACUGAUCUUCGUCUGGAUUGAUUCCUCUGCAGCACGCUCUGUGACUCCGCUGAGCCAACUGCUUUCGCUGAGGCGUCUUCUAGGGGGACGCGACGAACCGUUGAUCGGUUCUACGCAGGAUGUUGACUUCGCCUUGGCUAGCGGGUUGGUGAGCAAGCGGACUGUCUCUGAUCCCAAUGACCCCCCACGAAUCAUGUGCGGUCAGACGCUGAUAAAUAACCUGAAAAAGCAGUGUGGGGCCCGUGGUACAUUUUCACCCAAUUGGAAACGGAGCUACGGUCGACAGGAAAUCGAAACUGCCAGGGGUUAG